AUGCGUGUAAUUAGCGAAUCCAUCUUGCUCGGCAAAGCAGAGUUGCUCGCCUGGGCUGCCAGCGUCACUGGCAUCUCUCCCUGCGACAAGUACGGCGACCUUAAGGAUGGGCUCAUCUACCUCGCCUUGACACGGCAGCUUUUCCCUGAUGAGAUCGACAACGCUAUUGUGCGCCUACAGCGGCGCGGUACCCGUGAUGCUGCCAAGAACUGGUCUCUGCUCAUCAGUUGCCUUCGGCGCCAUGGGAUCCCGACCCACUUGUGCAGUCAACAGGCUGUUGAGCGCGGGCACACACGGUACUGCUUCAACCUGCUGGUUCUCUUUUACUUCCUAGUGCGCUUAGCCCGUGGCCAUCAGUUCGCUGUUGACUUUGCACAGCCGGUAGAUCCUCAGCUAGCCGCCUUCCUGCAGUCCCCCGAAAGCGUGCUCGCCGUGGAGCGCAGAACGGAUAUGGGUUUCAGCGAGUGCAGCAGCAGCAACACGGGUGUGUUCGCCAUAGACGAGGAGGAGUCACGUGGACAAGCGGACUCUGGGGCCCCGCGCAGCGUUACACGUUUGUCAUCUCCUCCAUCGGUCGCCACAGCGCCCACGACGGCGACGCCGGCGGCGCCGUUGCGACUGCCUCUCCGCUCUACCGCUUUAUCAGCUGACACUUCUUCAAAUCACCUCGCCCCACCGCCGCGGUGGAUGCGGACACACGAGCAGAGCUCGGCACGGGCUUUUCAGGAUGCCGGUGCUUGGUGCGCACCUAGCAGGUGCAGCAAUAGGGGCACGGAGGCUUCGAAGCACUCGCCACGCGGGGCUUUCGACUCGACGUUAGUCCAUGGCGCGGCACGCGCACCUGCCACUUCUGGUGGCGAGCUCGUCAUGGCAACGCUGCCGCCUCCAUCCACUCUCUUGCGCCCCUUUCCAUCCACUGCGUGCACUCCUCACCUUUACACGCAGAACCAGCUGCUGAGGGAAGAGCUGCAGCACGUUAAGGCAGUCAGCCAGCUGCUCCUAACGCAGCAGCGCGGGUCGGAGGCGGCGGUCGAGAUGCGCGCGUCUGCCACUCUGCACAGUCAGCUAGCAAAGGCAGAGCUCGACCAUCUACACGCCAUUCGGCAGUUGGAGGUGACACUGACAGCGGCGUCAGUGCACGAUGGCGGCGCCAACGCUGCACCGUCGCCACAACAAUGGGCCGCACUUGCGCAGCGAGCGGAGGCUGCAGAGGCCACUGCCGUUCAACUGUAUCGCGAAUAUCACGAAAGUCAGCAAGUGUACGACUCCACGCUGCAGCAGCUUCGUCAGGUGUUCUGCUCCAUCGCGGAUAUCGCAGCAGCGGCUCUCGCGUCAGUGCCAACCAACUCUGACAGCGCAGAUGCUGCCGCGUACGAGGAGACCGUGACAGCUGCGAUGAUGGCGCAACUCACCGGCGUGCCCGCUAUGCGAAAGGAUGCAUUUUGUGCACAGAUGCGAGCGCUGCUACUGACGCUGAGCAGCCUACGUAGCUCGAAUGCGCGUCUUCAGAUGGAUGCAGCAUCAGUGCCGCCCUAUUGUGGCACCGGCGAUGCGAGCAGAGAUUGCGCGUCGAGCUUCAGCGUCUUGCACGCAUCCUCUUCUCUCCCAUUCGAGCAAGAAAGUCUCAAGACGGCGUGCGCAGAGGCCCGCAGCGCCUGCCACGGUGCAAACCCGGUCGUGCAGCGCGCCUUAAACCGCCUCACGCGUCUUGUCGACAUCCUCAGCAGUGCCCUUGACGCGGCGCACCAGGACCGAGACAGGUGGGAGCAGCGGUGCCGGCGCGCGGAAACCGCUACCGCCGAAGCCGAUGAAGCCUCACAGGGAGCGCGUGCAGAGGGUGAGGCGCAGCGGCAGCAGGACUUGGCAGCGCAAGCCCAUCAGGAGGUGAGCCAGAGUCUCUGCAAUCGGGUACAGGAGGUACUCGCCAUGGCGUUCUCCACAGCUGGAACCCACGAAGUGCAGUGGGCAAGCGAUGAGCUGGUCGCGUUGCUAGGCGCAUACGUCAGAGAACGAGCAUCGAAUCCGGCCAUGGAAGCAGCACUUGCUGAGCAAGCCGAAACCAUAGCUGCGUUGCGGGCAGAUCUUCGGCAGCAGCGGGAAGCGUGGGAGCGAGCAGAGGCGCAGUUGAGCGAUGGCGAGCGACGACGACAGGUGCUGGAGCACAAGAGUGACGCACUACAGGCCCAGCUUCGCAGCGCCACCGAGAAGCUCGGAACGCAGAGGAAUGACUCUCAAGUGCACACAGCAACGCUGCACCGCACGCUGCUGGAACAAACCUUCACUCCUUCAUCGGCUGCACUCGCUAGUGCACCGCUCGCAGAACCUUCCGCGGCUCCCACACGUGGCACACAAGAGCACAUUGCAGCCAGUGGCGCGGCACCGUUGACGGAUGCUUCUCGCCACGCAGAGAGCACGCCGUACCGUAGUACAGCUCAUUCGCUGUACUCUUCACUUCACCUGCCCGGCGCCUUGCGCUCCCCCGCUACGUCCGAUGACGAAAUGGAUGAUGCCGAGGAGCGCCGUCUAAUCGAUCACCACCGCUUUCACAGCGGUUUGCACAACCAACACGUGUCACCGUCGCCUUCUCCUUCAACCUCGGCCUCGUUGCCUUCCUCUAGAGCCACCACGGCAGAGGCUGAUGUACCGAGAGGGGUAACAACGGAACGGGUCGUUGCGAGGGCCGGCCUAGCUGCGCCGACUGUUUCGCCAGCCAGAAGCCUGCGGUCAUCGACGGAUCACCCCUCAGCUGCCUCGGGCCCGUCGCUCUUGCUGUCAGCGGCGGAGCUUGAGCGGCGGAAGCAAGCGAUCUUGCGCAAGUACGACGUUGCAUAA
Leishmania major strain Friedlin is the source of this 2832-nucleotide messenger RNA. RefSeq lists its product as hypothetical. The transcript has a single exon. NCBI's taxonomy places the organism in Eukaryota, Euglenozoa, Kinetoplastea, Trypanosomatida, Trypanosomatidae. The record is from RefSeq and is a predicted model, not a curated record. Bases 1 to 2832 code for a protein of 943 amino acids. Gene Ontology annotation, molecular function: protein binding.